AUGGGUUACAAUACAAGUGACCACGUGGAGAUCAUUAAUAGACUCAUGGUAGAUGGCGCCAUCGAUGGAGACAAGGUUCUCGAGUAUUAUGGAGGUGUGCUUGCACAACUCGAAGAAAUCAUUGUACGCGAGAAUCUGGUGACACUGCCCGAACGGGAGGCUGGCAUUCGAGUCGCCUCGGCCGCUGAGACUGCGGCAUUCCCUGUUCCUUACGCGGAGUUACCCCCAUUGAUCAACAACACUGGUGAAUUCCCAUACUUUGUGUUGCCCUUGAUAGAGCAGAAUGAAGACGGUACUUGGCAGAAGAACGGAUUUGUCUACGAAGCCUUUGCUUGGACUUUGACUGCACACGAAGCUCGCCCUGGUCAUGAAAUGCAAUUCUCGGCCAUGAUUGAAUCCGGGGUGUCUAAUGCCCGCGCCAUUUUUGCCGUCAACUCUGCUACUACUGAAGGUUGGGGCGUGUAUUCGGAAUGGACGAUUAUGUACCCGUACAUGCCCAUUGAGGCCCAGCUUUGUAGUCUUCAAUCCCGUUUAUGGCGUGCGGCUAGGAUGUUCCUGGACCCACAGCUUAACCUGGGCUUGACUACACAAGAAGAAGUCUCCAGGGUAUUCGUCGAAGAGGUUGGACUUACCGAGGGCCAGGCCCAGGCUGAAGUCAACCGCUACACAUUUCAGAUUCCUGGCCAGGCCACAGCCUACACUUACGGUUUCCUGGAAUUGCAGGAGUUGCGUGCCGCAGUCGAGCUCGAGCUGGGUGAUUCAUUUGACCAACAGCCCUUCCAUGACUGCAUUCUAGCGCAGGGCAUUCUUCCCUUCGACAUCUUGAAAUCGGGGGUCAUGGAAGAGUUUGUCCCAAGUGUGAUGGCUUCUGAGGAAACAGAAUCAGAUUCGAGUUCUUCUACCAAUUCCCGGACAAUGGCGCUGCGUACACGCAGUACAACUCUUGCUUUCAUUGUGCUUUUGCUGUGGUGGUAUUGA
Seminavis robusta is the source of this 978-nucleotide messenger RNA. The record is from the annotation of a GenBank genome assembly. Lineage: Eukaryota; Bacillariophyta; Bacillariophyceae; Naviculales; Naviculaceae.